This is a messenger RNA of Penicillium alfredii, 531 nucleotides long. RefSeq lists its product as uncharacterized. The transcript has a single exon. The record is from RefSeq and is a predicted model, not a curated record. NCBI's taxonomy places the organism in Eukaryota, Fungi, Ascomycota, Eurotiomycetes, Eurotiales, Aspergillaceae. The coding region runs from base 1 to 531 and encodes 176 amino acids.
AUGGGCAGUCGCGUUUCCGUCACGAUGGUUGUGCUCAACUCGACCUUAAAUAACCAGACAAGUCUGGUGUCCAACCUCAAAGAUCUCCUGGUCGAGAGAGAUGUCCCCAGCAAUACUAGCGAUACCUCGAGCGUGGUGAACCUGCCAAUCAACUCGACUCACAAUCUGACGGCCCGGGAGAAUGACACUAGUCUCCCAGUCAUGGAGGUUGCUCCGCCAUACGACUUCAGCUGUCGCGCCACCGUCCACUGCGACUGGGGCUAUUACUGCUACAAGGGGAUCUGCACACUCGGCUGCGAGACUGAUGAUGACUGUCUCGUGGGGCAAAAAUGCAAGCGCAACCGAGGAGUCCAGAAAUGCUAUCGCGAUAAUGGUCGGCAGGGGGAGUGCUCUGCGUUGCUUCGUUUCUGCUCAUACAAUGAACAGUGCUGCUCUGGUUACUGCGGUCGGCAUCGGAGCAUGUAUAUGAUGUGCCACAUGAACCCAAUUACACAGGAGGAGGAGCAGGGGGGGGCAGGAGAACCAGACUGA